AUGCCCCAACUACAGAAUGAGAAUAUUACUGUCUUAAACCAGUUAAUAGCUGAUGAGUGGAGAUUCAUCAAUCAAGCUGAUUUUAAAAAGAAUCAUCUGGAGUGGUUAAAUAGGCUUACUGAAGAGCAGAAGAAGAUAUAUGAUGAGAUCAUAAACUCUGUUUUCAAAGAUAAAUGUGGAGUAUUUUUCUUAUAUAGUUUUGGUGGAACUGGUAAAACAUUCCUUUGGAAAGUUUUAUCUGCAGCUGUCAGGAUCAGGGGUGAAAUAGUGUUUAAUACUGCAUCUAGCGGGAUAGCCUCUCUUUUGUUAGAAGGUGGCAGAACAGCUCAUUCAAGGUUUGGCAUUCCUCUUGAAGUUCAUGAUACUUCUAUGUGCAGAAUGUCAAGGUCUUCUGAUUUAGGUGAAUUAGUCCAAGAAGCCAAGUUGAUAAUUUGGGACGAAGCUCCAAUGAUGAGUAAAUACUGCUUUGAGACUUUAGAUAGAAGUUUGAAAGAUAUAAUGCGUGAUCCAGAAGAUAAACCUUUUGGGGGAAAGGUCAUUAUUUUUUGUGGUGAUUUCCGUCAGAUACUUCAUGUUAUUGUUGGUGCUGGUCGAGAACAAAUAGUUAACUCAUCGCUAAACUCAUCUUACCUUUGGAAUCAGUGUAAAGUGUUAAGGCUAACAAGAAAUAUGAGGUUGCUGCAAAAGAUUACUCCAAAUGAAGCCAGGGAGAUUGAAGAGUUCUCGAAAUGGAUUCUUGAUGUUGGAGAAGGAAGACUUAAUGAGCCAAAUGAUGGAGUUGUUGAUAUUGACAUCCCAGAAGAAUUGCUUAUCACAGAAGUAAACUCUCCAAUUGAAUCGAUCAUUAAUGCAGUGUAUGGUAAUUCGUUACAUACUCCCAAGGAUUCCAGUUAUUUUCAAAGCAGAGCUAUUUUGUUUCCUACAAAUGAUGAUGUCAACACUAUAAACGACCACAUGAUUUCCAUUUUAGAAGGUGAGGAAAGUGUUUACUUAAGUUCAGAUAGUAUUGAUCCUGCAGAUAAAAGGAAUAAAGACAAUCCUGCUUAUAACCUGGAUUUCCUAAACUCAGUUAGGAUUUCAGGAGUGCCAAACCAUGCUCUUCGUUUGAAAAUCGGUUGUCCAAUAAUGUUGUUACGAAAUAUUGAUGCUCAUGGAGGUCUAAUGAAUGGAACAAGACUACAGAUUACACAAAUAGCUGAUCAUGUUAUACAAGCAAGAAUCAUCACAGAUACUUGUUUGCCUUUCAAAAUGAGACGUAAACAAUUUCCGAUAAACAUUGCUUUUGCAAUGACUAUCAACAAAAGUCAAGGUCAGUAUCUCUCAAAUGUUGGUUUAUACUUGCCCAGACCGGUUUUCUCUCAUGGUCAGCUAUAUGUAGUCAUGUCCCGUGUAAGCAGUAAAUCAGGAUUGAAAAUUCUCAUUACUGACCCAAAAGGAAAACCUGAAAAGAAAACAAGGAAUGUCGUCUUCAAAGAGGUUUUCCAAAAUAUUUGA
Messenger RNA from Camelina sativa (false flax), 1494 nucleotides. Lineage: Eukaryota; Viridiplantae; Streptophyta; Magnoliopsida; Brassicales; Brassicaceae. The record is from RefSeq and is a predicted model, not a curated record.